AAGAUUUAUUAAAUAAAGGACGGCGCUACAAAUUUUCAAAAAUGUGUCGCAGUGAUGCAUUGCAACAGUUGCAAAUGAAGCAAAUAGAAAGGGAUGGAACACCAAAACGAAAAACCAAGAUCACGAAGAAAACUCUGCAAAAUUUCGGAAAAAAGAAAAAUGGGCAAAAUGAAUUAAAGAAGUAUCUCAAAAACAGAAAACACUUAUAUACAAAAAAUAACAAUAAUGAAGAUACGGAUCUCUCUAAUCUAUCCUCAUCCGAGCCCAGUACAUCGUACAGUACGCAUAGUAUGUCGGACACCGAACCAGAAGUGGAGGCGUCUAAAAAUCAGGCAUCUGGCACAGGAAAAUAUACUUCUAACAAUAAUCAUUACAUGUCACCAAUUACAAAAGAAAAGUCAAGAAAAAUAAAGCAGCAGUCAAGAAAAAUAUAUUCAUCUUCUGACAGCAAACAGGAGGAUUCUGACAAAAAUGAGGUAGCUUGCACUCGGCAAUCAUCUCAAUUAGCAGGCACAUCAGAAGAACUUCAACAGCCUGAAGACAGAAAUGAAACUCGCGGCAACCAAAAUCAGUCAUUAAGAGCAUCACCAAAUAGACCAAAGAGUGGUUGCACUCGGCAAUCAUUUCAAUUAGGAGGCACAUCAGAAGAACUUCAGCCUGAAGACAGAAAUGAAACUCGCGGCAACCAAAAUCAGUCAUUAAGAGCACCAAAUAGACCAAAGAGGGCAGAGAAUGUUAAUGGUAACACUCCAAAGCGCACAACCAACAUAAGAAGAAGGACGCUGUAUCGCCUAAAAAAUAGAGCUGAACCAAGUGACUCUGAUGAAGAAUAUGCGGAUGUGUAUAACAAUAGACUUCAAUCCGAAACAAGAGAAUCAGUAGAUAAUGAGGGAAGAGAAUUAUAUGACAUCGAAGGCGAUGAGGAAUAUUCAAAGACUAUCUCAAUGAGAUGUAUGGAAAUGCUUCCAAAAAGAAGAAAAUUCUACAAAAUAUGAACAAGCAGAUUGGUUACAAAAUUCGAGAUCUACGCAAACUGAACUAUAAAAAAGUUAAAAAUAUUUAAUAUUAUGUAUUCAUUCCAACUUAUUAAUAUAUUUAAAUGCGCAUCAGUAGUACAA
Molecule: messenger RNA, 1118 nt
Organism: Temnothorax curvispinosus
Lineage: Eukaryota; Metazoa; Arthropoda; Insecta; Hymenoptera; Formicidae
Product: transcriptional regulator ATRX homolog
Exons: 7
Coding region: 42-995 (317 amino acids)
Source: RefSeq, a predicted model, not a curated record